CACCUCUUCACCUUCCUUCUCUCAAGCCCCCCUCUCAUCCACUUCUCUUUCACCCAUUCACCCAGUACACCAACAGCGAUGACCGUCGACUUGUCCGAUGCCACCGACGACAGAGACGUGCCCAAGUGCAGCGCAACCGAUGGCCCUCACGAGCUCGCUACUCAGCCUGCCGACGAGGUCUCUGAGCCUGUGCCCGCCGAUCUCGCUACGUCCGAGCCUGCAGCUCCCAUGCCCAGCGAUCCCCAGCAGACACCUCACCCGACCUCGUUACCUGUGAACGACACUCGGAUGGCACCGGCCUUCCACGCCGGCCCUUACAAGGCCAUCACAUCCGCGCCCCCAGCUCUGGAUCCCCCCGCUCGUCCACACGGCACUGUAUCAUGCGCCACUCCUCUUUCCCAGCCGCCUUCCUCGUCGACCGCCUUGACACUCGCCGCUCCUUUUGGUGCGCGGGGUGCGUUCGUUGCGCCAACGAUGGCAGCGGGUGCCUUCGUCGCGCCAACGAUGGGAGCGUGGCGCCCAAGCCCCCUCAACCUGGCCAACCCCUGGUAUGGACAGCAAUACUCGCACUGGGCCGCGCCAUACCCUCAUCAUGUCGCCAGUGGUUCCGGCGCAGUCUACACUCAAGGCCUAGGCCUGCAGAUGAAUUGCUACCCGCAGGCUUACCAGAGCUUAUCCUCCUCCAAUACUCGCAACGGCCAGACAACACGGCCGUCCGCCAGUACCGCCGCGAUACCCUCGAGCGUCCCUGACAGCAAUGAUUGCACCGAGUGCGCGGAGACAAUUGCUGGGCUCCGAAGCGAAAUCGAUUCUCUCCGUGAUGAAGUAGACGCCUUACGCCUCGAUAUCUCCUGCGAACGCCGCACACAUCGCUCGAGGUCCCGCGGCGAGCAGUACGAGAAAGCCGCGCACGCCGAGACAAGAAAGGCGUUGCAGCGCGAGGUCGCAGCGCACGCCCACACACAGGCGGCACUAAAGCACGAGUUGGCGGCACACACUAAAAGCGAGGUGGAGGGCCGCCGGGGGCGCGAGGCUCUCGACCUCCUUCAUAAGGAGCGCGCGGCGCACGAACAGACCCGCUCCGAGCUGUACGAAGCUCGGGUACAGAACGAAGAACUCAGGGCCACGUCGACGCGGCAGCAGACCGCCCAGCUGAUCAGCCAGCUCAAGAUGGCCGAGGGACGCCUACGCGAGGAGUUGGUGCGACGACAGGUCACAGAGGACGAUCUUCGUCGCCGCCUGGCGGCCGCCCACCAGUUCAACCCCCCUCCGAAGCGGCCUGGCGGGAAAGGCUGGGGGGCUUGAACGACUUGCGGUAUUAUACUGUGGUGCGCCAGGGCUAUGUACGCCUGCCGGCCCGAGAAGCGCUUUGGUGGGUCAGUCCGAGAGUUCAAGUCCUUGUAGUCUCAUGUCGUCGUCUCAUGUAG
This is a messenger RNA of Cutaneotrichosporon oleaginosum, 1427 nucleotides long. RefSeq lists its product as uncharacterized. The record is from RefSeq and is a predicted model, not a curated record. NCBI's taxonomy places the organism in Eukaryota, Fungi, Basidiomycota, Tremellomycetes, Trichosporonales, Trichosporonaceae.